Messenger RNA from Harpia harpyja (harpy eagle), 2634 nucleotides. It is a transcript of the gene ATP6AP1, whose product is annotated as ATPase H+ transporting accessory protein 1. The record is from RefSeq and is a predicted model, not a curated record. The transcript has 10 exons. The coding region runs from base 216 to 1592 and encodes 458 amino acids. Gene Ontology annotation, cellular component: proton-transporting V-type ATPase complex. NCBI's taxonomy places the organism in Eukaryota, Metazoa, Chordata, Aves, Accipitriformes, Accipitridae.
AAAUCACAAACCUGAAAGUUAUUAAAAAUAUGUAUAACUCCCAACUUCAAGCUAAGGAAGUCGAUGUUUUGAAAAUCCCCUUGUGGUCAGAGAGCAGCCUCACCCAGCAGCCUGGCCGAAUCCGGAUAGCUGCAGCUGAACCGGGAAGUGCAGCUGUGCAUGAGCUCGGACUUCCCUGUGCAGCUGGCCAGUGAUGUCCGCACUUGCCUGGAGUCAUGACGCAGCUCUACUCCGCUGCUGCAGCCCCGCUGGUGUGCACCCUUGCCGUGCUGUUCAAAAUGUCGCUGUCAGUGGACCAUGUACCGAUGCUGCUUUGGUCAACUCAGAGAUCACAGUGGAAUCUAGACACUGCUUUGCAUGAAGGACACGUUGUCUCAGAACAGGAGCUGACCGUACUCUUGCAACCUGUUUUUACCCAGAAUUUCAGAAACCUCAUCUUGUUCCUGCACGAUACGCUUAGCAUAGGUGAUUUCACAUACCUCAGUGAAUUCUACGGUAACAAGAAUCCAUUUCAAAAUGUGCAGGAAAUUCUUCAGUCUUCUCCUUCAUCUUUAGUUUUGCCAGCUGUUGACUGCAAGGCUACCAAGUAUCUUCUGAGCUUUCUUCUGGAGUCGGGAUAUUGGAAGUUAACAAACGUAACUAAUCUUGAUGUCUCUCAGCUGGAAGUGAAUACAUCUGAACCAAACUUACUGGUGGUUCAGCUACAACCACUUGUCAGUGGUUUAAAUGAGAUUUCCACCCUGGAAGCAGUUGCUGAAAAUGAAAAAAUAAUUGGAAGACUGACCAUGGAUCUGCAGGAACGAGGGAUUCAUUUUUCAGUAAUUUAUACUGCAGUGAGACCUUCAAGGAUUUCUAGAAGAACUGAUGUGGUGGGGGAAUUAAGACGACAAUUAAUGGCCACUGAGGAAGACGACAGUUUAUCAUAUCCUCCUCUGAAUGUGACCACUGGAAAUGAUAUAUGCAUCCUUUUUUACGCUAGUAAUUUCAGCCUCAAAGCCAACAGUUCCGUUCUUAUAGAUCUGACAAAUGCAACAUUUGUAAUUCAGAAUGUGGAUAUUUCUUCCUCUGAGUGCUCAGACAUCAACACAACACUGUCAUUAAAAUACACAAAGCCAGUGAAUGGAAUCAGCAGCCUAGAGAUAAGGUUUUUAAUGACCAACAAGUUCUAUGGAGGCUCAGCUAGAAAUUGGUCCACUUUAGAUUCAGUUGAGAUUGUACAAGAUGGAGAAAAGUUUGCUAAAUUUAACGUUUCUGUCAUCUCUGCUCCUGCAGAGUAUUCAUUUCAUUGUCAGCUGGUGGGAACAAGCAAUCUCUAUCCUGCAAGGCUGAUUCCAUCCAACAAUGAGGCAAAAAACUGGGAUGUUUUCAUUUCCAGGUUGCAAAUUCAAGGCUUCAACAUUGAAAACAACCAGUUUUCUUAUGCAAGUGACUGUACAGGUUUCUUCACUCCUGGAAUCUGGAUGGGCUUGGUGACGUCUAUAAUUUUACUGUGGAUCCUGGCCUAUGGAAUCCAUAUGAUCAUGCAGCUCACAACAAACAGCAGAUUUGAUGAUCCCAAAGGUGCAGCUCUGUCAGUUCCUCAGACAGAAUAGCCAUGGAUUGACUUAAUGUUGCUAUGGCUUUUCCUGGUCUGAUAUUUAUGAUUUUUAGAACCUUUCUACUUCAUAUGUGUAACCUAAAAAGAUAUCAUAGCAGAAAGAGAUAAUUAAACUACAUAUAAAAAGGAUAGUUAUGCUUGGCAACAAUAAUAAUUCUACUUGUUAUUACCGUCAUUUGCUAACAGCCAUCUGUGUUAAGGGUCUGAGGUGAGGCUGUAGAGGUUAUUACUGUAUCUGGCUGUUAGAAAGACCAUUACAAACUGCCAUCAGAUCAACUGUUAUUGGCAAAGAAAGGAUAUCACAACAGAGAUAAACGGGAAGGAUAAAUAACUUAUUUGAUAGGAAACUAUAUAUUGAAACCACUGGUCUCCAUAAAGGCUCUUUAGUAAGUAUGUCAUGUUGAUGCUACACCUUAAGAAGGCUGAACUGUGUCUUGCCAUUUUUUCUCCUGAGAAAACCAUCCAAAAAUGUACGGAACCAAUAAAGUAUAAGUCACUAAAUAAAUGGUCUUGAAAACUUUUUUCAAAAUACAUCACUUUGUUCAGAUAUGGUAUCACAAAUGAGAAUAGGUGAAUUAAGGUUUAGCUUCCUUCUAAUGUUAUCUUAUGCCUGUGAGAAUGAUGUUGAGUAAUGCUAACUCGUGUUUGUUUUAGCCAUGGACAGCUGAUGAAGUUACUAAGUGAGAUAGGUCCUUGCCUAAACAGAUCACAAAAUUAUAUUUGGUGUCAUGGCAAUGAAUGCAACUUUUCAAGCCCAUAACCUAGUAUGAUUCAAUGUGCCAGUGCAGAUAGCAUCUUAACAGAGAUAACAUAAUUUUCUUAGCAUCCUUCCUUUUCUAGGUAUCUUUGGAGUAGUUAUGAAGUUUGUACAAAAAAAGGAAAAAUAAAAUAUAUAAAGUCAUUAGAAGCACUGUGCUAAUGUACUGUUUAAGUUUGAGCAUGUUUAUGGUCAUCUCAAUGAUUCCAGAAGCCUGAAAACAUUCAGAGUGUGCUGAAUUCUUCUGCAAUUAAUAGACACUACAUCUUCUCAUUGGGCA